Molecule: messenger RNA, 2049 nt
Organism: Sclerotinia borealis F-4128
Lineage: Eukaryota; Fungi; Ascomycota; Leotiomycetes; Helotiales; Sclerotiniaceae
Source: the annotation of a GenBank genome assembly
AUGUCGAGCUUCAUAACCAACCUCUUCCCCUCCGCACAAGCUGGUAAACAUGACAACAUCUUACCAGUGCCCCCACCACCUCUGCAUACUCGAACCAGUCAGAAUGAAGGUCUCAGCGAUCGCCCCAGUACUCCCGUUAACAGAAGCAACUUCAUCAAUCCCGUCUCAACACCACAAGGAAGUCCAAGCAAGAAUCGCAAUCCUCCUGGAGCAAACGAGUUACCUACAGCUUUCGAUACUGCUAUGAAGCUUACACCUGCCAAUUUGAGCAGCCCUACCAAACUUGGUCGUGUUCAAAUUGGCACACCACUGACUCCAGGAAAGGGAGCGAAUGCCAACGCAGUCGAAGAGUACUUGGAUAAUUCUACCGCCAAUACUGAUGACAGUGUACUUCACAAAUCAACAAUUACUUCAGGAAGCCCUGUGCGACGACAAGGUAAAGAAAAUAAUACCCCUGCAACCACCAGACAAACAGAUUCUCCUUCGCUCAAUCAAGCAGCAAUUUCGCGCCAGGAGCUUUAUCAAACUCGAGAAAUCCCACCACCGCCUACAAGAAGAUACAACACCCAACGUGGCUUGACGGCUGAGGAAUUGGAGAUUUUGCACAAGCCCAAUGUCAAGCGUCUGGCCAAUGUUACUCAGCUUUACUUCCUCGAUUAUUAUUAUGAUCUCUUAAGUUACGUUGGCUCACGACAAAAUCGACUCAAUCACUUCAAGGCAGAAUAUCCCGCUCCUCCUUCAACUCCCGAAGAAACAUACAUUCCCGUGUGGUCAAAAUAUGCUGGUAGAGAGCGUGCCAAUUUACGCAAGCGUCGAGUUCGUCUACGCCAAGGCGAUUUCCAAAUUUUAACACAAGUUGGACAAGGUGGUUAUGGACAAGUGUUUCUCGCUCAGAAGAAAGAUACCAGGGAAGUCUGCGCUUUGAAGGUUAUGAGCAAGAAGUUGUUGUUCAAGCUUGAUGAGAUUAGACAUGUUCUUACGGAACGUGAUAUCUUGACUAAUGCCAAGAGCGAAUGGCUCGUUAGAUUGCUCUACUCAUUUCAGGAUGAGAAGAGUAUAUAUCUAGCCAUGGAAUACGUUCCAGGUGGAGAUUUCCGAACUCUGCUGAACAAUACUGGUGUUCUUGCUAAUAGACAUGCUCGAUUCUACAUUGCCGAAAUGUUCUGUUGCAUUGAUGCUUUACAUCAGCUCGGUUACAUUCACCGAGAUCUCAAACCUGAAAAUUUCUUAAUUGAUUCGACAGGACAUGUCAAGCUCACAGAUUUCGGACUUGCUGCAGGUUUCCUUGCUCCAGGUAAGAUUGAGUCUAUGCGUGUCAAGCUUGAAAAGGUUGGGGAGACAUACGUUCCAUUCGGUAAACCUAUCGAGGAGCGUACUGUUGCCGAACGCAGAGAAGGUUACAGAUCAUUGAGAAACCAAGACGUCAAUUAUGCCAAGUCAAUUGUUGGUUCACCUGAUUACAUGGCCCCUGAAGUUUUGAAAGGUGAUGAGUAUGACUUCUCGGUCGAUUAUUGGAGCUUGGGCUGUAUGCAUUUCGAAGCCUUGACAGGCUUUCCUCCAUUUGCUGGUUCCACUGUCGAUGAAACAUGGAAGAACUUGAAGCAUUGGAGAGAAGUAUUGAAGAGACCAGUCUGGGAGGAUCCAAAUUACUUCAUUAGUAAUCGUACCUGGAACUUCAUCACAAGCUGCAUUACAUCCAAGGUUAAGCGCUUUUCCAACAUUUCGGAAGUCUACGGACACCAGUACUUUGCCGAGGUUGACUGGAACACUCUUCGUUCGCAACGUGCUCCAUUUGUUCCAGAGCUAGAUUCCGAAACUGAUGCGGGCUACUUCGAUGACUUUGGUAAUGAAGCUGACAUGGCUAAGUACAAAGAAGUCCAUGACAAGCAAACUGCAUUGGAGAACAUGGCCGAUAGAGAAGAUCCUAUGAGCAAGAGUUUGUUUGUCGGAUUUACAUUCAGACACCGCAAACCAAAUACGGAUGAUGAUGGGAAAUCUAGCCCAAGAAAGGCCAUUCCAACUGACGGCACUUUUGGGACUAUGUUAUGA